Psammomys obesus (fat sand rat) is the source of this 3039-nucleotide messenger RNA. RefSeq names its product UTP6 small subunit processome component (gene Utp6). The record is from RefSeq and is a predicted model, not a curated record. Gene Ontology annotation, cellular component: small-subunit processome; Pwp2p-containing subcomplex of 90S preribosome. Lineage: Eukaryota; Metazoa; Chordata; Mammalia; Rodentia; Muridae. Gene Ontology annotation, biological process: maturation of SSU-rRNA from tricistronic rRNA transcript (SSU-rRNA, 5.8S rRNA, LSU-rRNA). The transcript is spliced from 19 exons. Gene Ontology annotation, molecular function: protein binding; snoRNA binding. The coding region runs from base 109 to 1902 and encodes 597 amino acids.
GGACCUACGAAGCACGUUCGGUCAGUCGCCGAGAGUAAGCCUGGAGGCUGGGAGGUGGGCGCUUCCUACGCGUGUGGGCCGCCCGGCGGCUGGUGAAGUUCCAGCCUCAUGGCGGAGAUAAUUCAGGAGCGCAUAGAAGAUCGAAUCCCAGAGUUGGAGCAGCUGGAGCGCAUCGGACUCUUCAGCCACGCGGAGAUUAAGGCUAUCAUCAAGAAGGCUUCUGACUUAGAAUACAAAAUACAUCGGAGAACCCUUCUCAAGGAAGAUUUUAUCAACUAUGUUCAAUAUGAAAUUAAUCUUUUGGAGCUGAUCCAGAGAAGAAGAGCAAGAAUUAAAUACUCAUUUAAGAAGGAUGAAAUUGAAUACUCUAUUGUACAUCGGGUACAAGGUGUCUUCGGCCGUGCUUCAGCGAAGUGGAAAGAUGACGUUCAACUUUGGCUCUCCUACAUAGUUUUUUGUAAGAAAUGGGGUACCAAAACUCAUCUUAGCAAGAUAUUCUCUGCCAUGCUUGCCAUUCAUUCAAACAAACCAGCUUUGUGGAUUAUGGCAGCCAAAUGGGAAAUGGAAGAUCGCUUAUCUUCAGAAAGUGCCAGGCAGUUAUUUCUUCGGGCUCUGCGUUUUCAUCCUGAGUGCCCAAAACUCUAUCAAGAAUACUUUAGGAUGGAGUUGAUGCAUGCUGAGAAACUGAGAAAAGAAAAGCAAGAAUUUGAAAAAGCUGCCAUGGAUAUGGGGAAUUUUGAUCAUCCUGAAGAAGUCCUUAAAGGCGAGCUGGCACGGAUCAUUUACAAAAAUUCUAUAAGCAAGAUUAAAGGUGCAGAAUUCCAUGUGUCACUUCUCUCAAUUGCACAACUAUUUGAUUUUGCGAAAGAUUUGCAAAAAGAAAUUUAUGAUGACCUUCAAGCUCUGCACACUGAUGACCCACUCACUUGGGAUUAUGUGGCACGGCGAGAACUAGAGAUUGAGUCUCAGCCAGGUGAAGAGCAGCCGGUAUCGAAACAAGCCAAAGCAGUGGAGGUGGGCCGCAGGGAGGAGAGGUGCUGUGCGGUGUAUGAAGAGGCAGUGAAGACUCUGCCCACAGAGGCCAUGUGGAAGUGUUACAUCAACUUUUGCUUGGAAAGGUUUUCUAAGAAGACCAGUAGUGUGCCCCUCAGAGGCCAGAGGCUGGAAAGAACCAUGCUUGCAUUCAGGAAGGCCCAUGACCUGAAGCUCCUUUCUGAAGUCCAGUACAAGCAGUGGAUUGACUUGUUGCUGCGCCAGGACCUCUUUAAAGAGGCUCUGCAGGUGGCAGAAGCUGGGACGGAAUUGUUCAAGGAUUCUGCAGCAAUGUGGCAGACGAGGCUGCAGGUGCUCAUUGACUCAAACAGCCCCGACAUAGCGACGCAUUUUGAAGAAGCCUUUGCACACCUCAAACCCCAGGUUUGUCUGCCCUUGUGGAUUUCUUGGGCAGAAUGGAGUGAAAAUGCUAAAAGCCAAGAGGACACUGAAGCAGUCUUUAAGAAAGCUAUUUUGGCUGUCACUGGUGCCAGUUCAGUAACUCUGAAGGAGAAAUACCUGGAUUGGGCAUAUCGAAGUGGUGGCUACAAAAAGGCCAAAGCAGUGUUCAAAAGUUUACAGGAAAGCCGUCCAUUCUCAGUUGAGUUUUUCAGGAAAAUGAUGCAGUUUGAAAAGGAGCAGGAAUCCUGCAAGAUGGCAAACCUGAGGGAAUAUUAUGAGAGGGCGCUGAGAGAGUUUGGGUCUACAGAUUCUGAUCUUUGGAUGGAUUACAUCAAAGAAGAAUUGAGCCAUCCCUUCGGUAGACCUGAGAACUGUGGACAGAUCUAUUGGCGUGCCAUGAAAAUGUUGCAAGGACAGUCAGCAGAGCUGUUUGUAGCUAAACAUGCCAUGCAUCAGGCUGGCCAUUAGCAAACAGAACUACCAGUUUGCUGAAAUUGUAUGGCAAGCCUCUGGGCAUGUUUGUAAUAUGAAUCGGUAUAUAAGUUGUCAAGAGGUGGCAGGAGAGCUGAUUGAUUUUUUUGUGAUGUACUUUAUCCUGUCAUUACUCUUUGGUUCCAGAAAAGAGAACUGCUGCUGCCUGUUAGAUGUAAAAUACACAGAAAUUAUACGCUUGAGUUUUAUUUCUUGUUCCAGGCUAAGUACACACAGCUCUAAUUUAGACUGGGUAGGAGGGAACCAGUUCAAACACAAGAGAAAGUAUAGUUUUGUGUGUUCUUUUCUUACUGUGAGAGCCUGAUGAUACCUGUAGAGAUAGGAGGGACUAGGGCUGUGCAGAGCGGACAGUGAGGUUGAACAAAGUGACUUGAUUUCUUCUGUCAGAAUUGCAUUUGUACUUUUAGAUCAACCAUUCAAGAAAUAGGAGCCUUCCUUCUCCUACAGGAAAGAAUGGAGACUUGGCGCAUGAGUAACAGAGGAGGGUGUGCUGGGUGUUAGAGUAAUAGAAAAAAUGAUUGACAAGCCAAGAACUGUUUGCAUGGAGGAGCCCAGCAACAAAAGGACAGGAAGCGAGUGGAGAAGUGUGUCAGUAGGAGGGAUGGGGGAUGGAAGGGUUGCUUAGAACAAAGGUGGGCUUUUGGGAACAGGGGAGGAAAUAAAAAAAAUUAAUAUUUAAUUUUUUACAGUUUAUUCAUUUUAUAUCCUGAUUGUAGCCCUUCCCUCAUCUCCUGGUCCCACCUCCCUCCCUCUUCCUCCUUUCACUGUUUUGUUUUUUUUUUUUUAAGGUUUUUUUUUUAUAAACCUAAAUCUUUAUGCCUUUGAGGCAAGUGCUCUAUCACUGAGACAGAUACCAGCCCUCUUUUUUACUUCUGUUUUGAGUGGGCCUCACUAAGUUCUGGCUGGCCUUGAAAGUCCUCAAGUCCAAACAGGCCUUGAACUGUCAAUCCUGCCUCAGCCUCUCAAGUAGCUGAGAUUACAGGCCCUGAACCACUCGACCCAGUUUUAAUUUAACAUUUGGUAUCACUGGGAAAAUAUUCAGAACAAGUUACUUAAUCCUAAGCCUUAAUUAAUGUUACGUAUUUCCCAUGUUAUUAAAUGAACUUAAAAACA